Nicotiana tabacum (common tobacco) is the source of this 1046-nucleotide messenger RNA. The record is from RefSeq and is a predicted model, not a curated record. Lineage: Eukaryota; Viridiplantae; Streptophyta; Magnoliopsida; Solanales; Solanaceae.
GAACCUUAUAAGUAUCCCCAUACAUCAACCUCCACGAGUCCGAAGCACCGAAUUCUCUUUUGUCCUCCAAUGGAGGGCUCCUCUAAGCAACCCCUUCUUUCGCCUAAAGACCCUCAAAUCACCGACCAAGCUAGUGAUAAUUAUCUUAUCAGAUUAUCACAUACUUCUUUUGCUUCUUCCUUUGUUGCUGAUUCCGAUGAUAUUCCCCCGAUUACUGGAUUCCGAGAUUUCUUCAGAGAGUUUUCUGUUGAAUCUAAGAAAUUAUGGUACCUUGCGGGUCCAGCAAUAUUUACUUCCCUUUGUCAAUACUCUCUUGGUGCUGUCACUCAAACUUUUGCUGGACAUGUCGGGACUCUUGAGCUUGCUGCCGUUUCUGUUGAAAACUCGGUCAUCGCCGGUUUCUCUUUUGGUGUCAUGUUGGGAAUGGGAAGUGCGUUAGAAACACUAUGCGGACAAGCAUUUGGAGCAGGACAAAUUGAUAUGCUAGGAGUAUACAUGCAAAGAUCAUGGGUUAUUCUCAAUACAACAGCAGUAAUUCUAAUGUUACUUUACAUUUUCGCGGCACCAUUUCUGAGAUUAAUUGGACAAACAGAGGACAUAUCACGGGAAGCAGGGAAAAUGGCUUUAUAUAUGAUUCCUCAACUUUAUGCAUAUGCCAUGAAUUUUCCAAUCGCCAAGUUCUUGCAGUCACAGAGCAAAAUUAUGGUCAUGGCGUGGAUUGCAGCAAUAGCGUUGGUAUUGCAUACUUUUUUCAGCUGGUUAUUUAUGCUAAAACUUGGGUGGGGGCUCGUCGGCGCCGCGGUGGUGCUGAACUCAUCGUGGUGGUUCAUAGUGGUGGCGCAGCUGCUAUAUAUAUUUAGUGGGACUUGCGGACAAGCUUGGUCAGGUUUCUCAUGGAAGGCUUUCCAUAAUCUAUGGGGCUUUGUUAGAUUAUCUCUUGCGUCAGCUGUCAUGCUAUGCCUGGAAACUUGGUACUUUAUGGCGUUGGUCCUCUUCGCUGGUUAUUUAAAGAACGCAGAAGUCGCUGUUGAUGCCCUGUCCAUUUG